AUGGGUGUAAUAGCAAGUUGCUGCAGGGACAGUGAUGCUGACGAGAACGAGGCUCUUCUGGCGAGUCAGAACGGGCAUGGUGACCACAACGACGAUUACAAUGCAGUACAACGGCAGAUGAAGGAACAGGAGGAACAAUUACGUGCCAGAGAAAACAUGCUGAAGGAGAUUGUGGCAAAUACCAACGACAAAUUGAUCGACAUAUCGAUGAUCAGCAAUAGCGGGAUCGUGAUACAGGGAACAGAUUUAAAGAACCCGGAAUCCAGCUACGAACCUGAAGCCUCGCAUGGAUCUAUAACAGAUAAUGCGAAUGCGGAACAUGACGAAGACGGGCAUAAAAUCCAUACAAGGCCAAGAUUUGUCACGCUCGAGACGAACACAGCGAUGUCCGAUGAAAUGAAGAGCAAACUAAAACAACUGCAUGAGACGAUAUUCACGACUCUGGAUGAGCAACUGCGGGUGGAACCGACUGGGAAGCUCACUGUAACACUCAAAUAG
Molecule: messenger RNA, 498 nt
Organism: Torulaspora delbrueckii
Lineage: Eukaryota; Fungi; Ascomycota; Saccharomycetes; Saccharomycetales; Saccharomycetaceae
Gene: MEH1
Product: Meh1p
Exons: 1
Coding region: 1-498 (165 amino acids)
Biological process (GO): lysosome organization; positive regulation of MAPK cascade; cellular response to amino acid stimulus
Cellular component (GO): membrane raft; late endosome membrane; Ragulator complex
Source: RefSeq, a predicted model, not a curated record